Molecule: messenger RNA, 927 nt
Organism: Effrenium voratum
Lineage: Eukaryota; Dinophyceae; Suessiales; Symbiodiniaceae
Source: the annotation of a GenBank genome assembly
GCGACUUUUUAAUUCGUGCCGCUUCCGUUGCGAUUUUGAAGCAAUGGCGUGCGAGUCUGGUGUAGCGCGUGCGGGCGUGAGCUGCGCGAGCCGUUGGCUGCUUUGUUCUGCGGCGGCUUGUGUCUGGAGCGCUUUCUGGCCGGUGGCCCUCACAGACCUCACAGACUCCACGGUGCGGAAGAGUCGAGCGCUCCUGGCGAAGAAGAAGCGGAGCGCCAACGAGUGCGAGCAGGCAGCCGAUGGCUUCAGGACAGCCUUGCUGCAGCAACCUUUGGACGUUCAGCUGAACUUGGACCUGGCAGAUGCGCUGAACUGCGUGAUGCGCAUCAAGACCGAUGCCAACAUGUUGAGACUCACAGGGUCCCAGGAGACGCCCGAGAAGAUCCGCGUGUGGAAGGAGCUGGGCCCUGAGGCGUGGGAGCACGCGCACUUCGCCCUGAAGUACUGGCCAAGAAGCCCCCGUGCGGCAAGUGUCUACGCAGACGCCUUUCAGUACAUGACCUCAGUGCAUGGUCCGUUGCCGCAGGCGAUCCGGGGCUCCGGCAAGGAGUUCCGGAAGAACGCGCGGCGCAUGCAGCAAGUGGGGCCAGAAGAGGAAGGCGGUUUGGGCUUCGUCUUUGAGGGGACUUUCUUUCUGGCCGCGCCCUGGCCAAUCCGGAGCCUGGAUGAGGCCCUGGUCUUUUUCAGCCGCGCGCUGAACAUCAAGAAGUGCCGGCGAAAUUUUUACUACGUAGGACUGGUGCAGUACCAUAUGCAGCACUGGGCCGAUGCCAUUGAGGCGUUUACCCAGGCCCGGAACACCGCGCCAGAGUUCUUGUCGGAGUUCGACUUUGCGGAGGCCUUGACCAAGGAAGCCACACUCGGCAUCAAGCUGUGUCAGAAGAAGCUCGCAAUGUGACCGGAGCGGUUUUUUGGCAUCGGUGCAUU